This is a messenger RNA of Spinacia oleracea (spinach), 894 nucleotides long. RefSeq lists its product as uncharacterized. The coding region runs from base 1 to 894 and encodes 297 amino acids. Lineage: Eukaryota; Viridiplantae; Streptophyta; Magnoliopsida; Caryophyllales; Amaranthaceae. The record is from RefSeq and is a predicted model, not a curated record. The transcript has 2 exons.
AUGUCAUGUCCCUUUAGACUUCAAGCAAAGGAGCAUGUUGGUGGCAGAUGGAGUGUAGUUGUUCGUCAUGGUAUACACAAUCACGAUCUUCCUAAUUACAACGAGGGUCGUGCGAUUAUUGCAAAGUUGAAACCACAUCAGUUGUCUAUAGUUAAAGAAUUGUCGACUAGUCAUGUCAAGCCAAAUAUGAUUAUGACUAUUUUGAAGUAUUUGGAUCCUCGAAUCUUAACUACAGUAAAACAUAUUUACAAUGCUUGUCAAAAGUUAAAAACUGAAACAAUGGGAGGUCGAUCAGUGAUGCAACAACUUAUGAAACUCAUUGUUGAUAAUAAUUAUGUGCAGUACCACCGGGAAGAAGUUGGAACAGACGUGGAUGCCUUUUUUAGAAAUAGUUGGUGUCCUUCCUACUGGAAAAAAUUUGCUAUUGGAUUCGCAUGGUUGAAAGACGAGCAACAAGGGAGUUAUGAAUGGGCUAUUGGCUGUAUAAGGCAAUUAUUUGAUCCAGAGAAGUUGCCAUUUGCAAUUGUAACUGAUAGGGAAUUGUCUCUAAUGAAUGCUAUUAAUGUUGUGUUUCCUACUUCGUCCCAUCUUUUAUGCACAAGACAUAUUCAGAAAAAUAUCGCGAACUAUAUGCUGAAAAUCACAAAAAACAAGCUUAUUGUGAAAUCUUUUAUAAAAAGGUGGCAAAGAGUAGUGGAAGCUGAUACGAUCGAAAUGUAUAGGAAAAGGUAUAGAGAAAUGGUUAAAGCAUUUGCUAGAAUGUCAGCAGUAUUGAACUACGUGAGAUCAUCAUGGAUUGAGAAAUAUAGAAAUAGAUUUGUUCGUGCUUAUACGAUGAAUGUUUUACAUUUGGGGAACAGGAAGACCAAUAGGUGUUAUGGAGUAUCUAUCUAG